Messenger RNA from Anguilla rostrata (American eel), 1695 nucleotides. RefSeq lists its product as uncharacterized. NCBI's taxonomy places the organism in Eukaryota, Metazoa, Chordata, Actinopteri, Anguilliformes, Anguillidae. The coding region runs from base 143 to 940 and encodes 265 amino acids. The transcript is spliced from 4 exons. The record is from RefSeq and is a predicted model, not a curated record.
CUCCCCCCCUUAUACACACACACAAACACACCGACACACAUUCCGUCCCGAGGUAGAGCUCCAUUUCCUGUCAAAACGUGAGAGAGUACCGCUGACAAUCGGUGAAAGGGUAAACUGACAGUCACUGACCACCUUCAGAAUAAUGGAUAUCCGUAGACAAGUGGUCAGCCUACUGCUGGUCACCACAGCGACUGUCUGCGUCGCCGUGGGAACGGGGGCCGUGCACCAGCCAGGGUACCUGGAGGCCCCCGCUGGGUCCACUCUGACCCUCAGCUGCGCCUUCCGCCCCCCCUCGGAGGCGCUGAGGAUCAGGGUGAGCUGGGACCGCUGCCCCCGGCCGAACGGCACGUCCCCGCGUGACUGCCAGUGGAUCUCCUCCGGCUUGGUCUUGGCCAAUCAGGGCUCCGUCGGCCUGGCCUCAGCCAAUCGGACGGAGGAGUGGCGUGACGACAGGCUUGUGCGGCAGGUGUCCGGAUCCUCGGGGUCCAAUCUGACCCUGGUGGACCCCGGCUUGCAGGACAGCGGUUGGUACCGCUGCUCAGUCUGCAUGGAGAUCCCGUCGCUACGGUGCCUCUUUGGCAACGGGACUGAGGUCGUUGUCAUCGUCGCUGGUGCCCCCUCCCCCCAGCACGUGAAGGGUGCCGUUGUACCCUGGUGGGUUUGGGCCGUCGUGGGUGCUGGGAGCGUCUUCCUGGUUGUGACACUGGUGGGAAUUGUCAUCCUGUGCUGGAGAUGCAGAGUCCGGAUGGAGAGGGAGUCCAGACAGAACCCAGUCUACAGCAACACACUAGGUUUGAAGCAUUCUGUUGCCAGCAGUCGCCCCCUCCCAGGCCCAACACCAAAGUUAAACCACACCUCUCUCGCAAGGCCGUGCCCCAAACACCCGAGGACCCCGCAGAGACCAACGACCUCCGGUCCCAAAAGGAGCCUGAACUCGUAGAUCCGACACCCGAAAUCUCUCCCGUGCCUCCUGUUGAUGCUAAACUGGACAAGGAGUGGCAUUGCGGUUUGGGAAAGGUGACUUGUAACUCAAGACUGUGGCAUUGAUUCUUUGAUGGACAAGAUUUUAGAUUCAAGGAAAAGACUAGAUUUCGCCACCCCCCCCCCCCCCCCCACAAUGGGGGGGGGGAGGAGGGGGUGCGGGCGGCACUACGAGGAGAGAGGCAGACCAUGUUCGCUGGAACUACACAGUGGACAGGAACAGUGCAAAAAAUGAAAUAAAAUAAAGGUGUUAAAAGCAGCAUUAAAAUAUUUAAUAAUAUGCACCCGUACAUGCAUGCACACAUUUAUCUAUAAUAUAAACUGUCGUUGUAUAAACUGCUUUUUUUGAAUGACUUCCUGGUUUGGACCAAGUUUCGAGUGCUCUGAUAACAGCCAUUGUAAAGUAGGCAGGUCAUCACUAAAUUUGCUUUGGAGUCCAAAAAUACGGAGACAUAUGUACAUUAGCAGAAAAUAAUUAAGAGAUAAAAAUUUAACUGAAUAUACAUUAAACAUGAGCAUAGCAAUUAAACAGCACGGGGUAUGCAUUACAUACUUAAAAGGACAAAAAAACAAGGCUUCAUAUGUAUUUAGUUUUCUGCAUUUCCUUUACUUGUAGGCUACUUUGCAGUGUCUUGAAGUAACAUUUUAAUUCAAUUUUGAAAACUAAGAAUUUUUUUUGACCAUUUAUAUUUGUGUAUAUAGUGUAUUCCAUAU